CUUCGUAACGUUUCCUCCUCCACAUUCCUUUUCUUCUUCUUCCUUAUAUUGAAUCUUUUGGUAUUUUCGUAAAUAUCACGAAAUCCGAUUUCCCCCAAUUUCUAGGGUGUCUUCGAAACCCUACCUUGUUGCCUUCCCUCCAAGUCUUUCUUCCAAUUUUUCUAGGUUUCAGUUCCCUUUUUCCCAUCCACUUCACCAUGUCUAGUUUGGAGGAGCCAAUUGGAUUUGACAAGUUGCCAAGCAUGUGUACCAUUGAUAAAAUUCAGAGGUUCUCAUCUGGUGCUUGCCGUCCCAGAGUAGAUAAUUUGGGUAUGGGAAACUGCUGGAUUGAAGGACGAAGUUGCAGCACAUCUAACAGCUGCAAUGAAGAAAAUGAAGAGUACACUGCAGAGACAUUCCCGUGGAAUAGGCAAACAAGGGAAGCCUCCCAAGGUGACUCUUUCAGUCGAAAGACUAUGACCACAGGGAGGAACUCGAUGAAGUUUGGAAUGAUUGAUAAUUCAUUUUACUCCUCAGAUUACCAGUAUAGUCCUAAGUGCAAUAACAAAGAUAUGCAUGAUAUGACAUAUAAGUUUAUGAAAGGUAUACCAAAGUUUGUAAAGAUAGUUGAAGUUGGGCCAAGGGAUGGAUUACAAAAUGAGAAGAACAUUGUACCAACAGCUGUAAAGAUUGAAUUGAUUCAUAGACUAGCAUCUUCUGGGUUAUCUGUUAUUGAGGCUACUAGUUUUGUAUCUCCCAAAUGGGUCCCACAGUUGGCUGAUGCAAAGGAUGUAAUGCAAGCAGUUCAUAACUUGGGAGGCAUCAGAUUGCCAGUUCUGACUCCUAAUCUAAAGGGUUUUGAAGCUGCUAUAGCAGCUGGUGCUAGAGAAGUAGCUGUUUUUGCAUCAGCUUCUGAAUCGUUCUCAAAAUCAAACAUUAAUUGUAGUAUUGAAGAUAGUCUUGCCCGCUAUCGUGCUGUUAUUCGUGCUGCUAAGGAGUUGUCAAUUCCUGUUCGAGGGUAUGUAUCAUGCAUUGUUGGAUGCCCAGUGGAAGGACCAAUCCCUCCGUCAAAAGUGGCAUAUGUGGCUAAAGAACUGUAUGAUAUGGGCUGCUUUGAAAUUUCCCUCGGUGACACAAUUGGAGUUGGCACACCAGGAACUGUGGUUCCCAUGCUUAUGGCUGUAAUGGCUGUUGUACCAAUUGAGAAUCUUGCUGUCCACUUCCAUGACACUUAUGGGCAAUCCCUUCCAAAUAUUCUUGUGUCCCUCCAAAUGGGGAUUAGUGCGGUGGAUUCUUCAGUUGCUGGUCUAGGAGGGUGUCCAUAUGCUAAGGGAGCUUCAGGAAAUGUAGCUACUGAAGAUGUUGUGUACAUGCUGAAUGGGCUUGGUGUGAAAACCAACGUUGAUCUUGGGAAGCUUAUGUUAGCCGGGGACUUCAUCAGCAAGCAUUUGGGGCGCCCAACUGGCUCAAAGACUGCCAUUGCUUUUGGCAGAGUCACAGCUGAUGCUUCCAAGAUAUGAUCAUAUACUUUACCAUAAAAAUUUAUAUUCAGAUGCUUCUAGCAAUAACAGAUCAUUCUAUAAAUUUCAUUUUUUUUUCUUUUUUUCUUUUUUUGCAUAAAUAUAAAGAGGAAUAAAAUGCCCGGAGUUGGGAAGUAGGAUGUAAUGCAUUUAAUCUGCUAGUAGUUACUGUAAUAAGCUUCUCAU
Molecule: messenger RNA, 1685 nt
Organism: Gastrolobium bilobum
Lineage: Eukaryota; Viridiplantae; Streptophyta; Magnoliopsida; Fabales; Fabaceae
Product: hydroxymethylglutaryl-CoA lyase, mitochondrial-like
Exons: 9
Coding region: 198-1499 (433 amino acids)
Biological process (GO): L-leucine catabolic process; ketone body biosynthetic process
Cellular component (GO): mitochondrion
Molecular function (GO): hydroxymethylglutaryl-CoA lyase activity
Source: RefSeq, a predicted model, not a curated record